AUGUUCUUAGUUUUCAUGCUUUGCCUGAUCCUCGCUGCAGCCGAAACUCGUAAAGAUGAGUACAUUUGCUCACUAUGCACCGGGUCGGGGAGGCAGUGCGUCUUAGAAAAUGGUCAAACGUCCUGCGGUGAGCCACUUCUGAGCAGGAAGAAGCGGAACGCACUGAUCAGACCGCCGGGAAACAACGAUAAAUUCCUGAAAAAUGAUGAUAUUCUGGCUUCUUAUCGCCUUUUUGGUUGUCGAUAUUUAUCCGCGACAAUUUGGAAAGUGCCCAGAAUGCGACGGUCCAGACCAACGCUGCGUCCG
This is a messenger RNA of Mesorhabditis spiculigera, 306 nucleotides long. NCBI's taxonomy places the organism in Eukaryota, Metazoa, Nematoda, Chromadorea, Rhabditida, Rhabditidae. The record is from the annotation of a GenBank genome assembly.